AGAGGAUGAGGCCAUGAGUCAGUCUAUUAUUUGCCAUGUGCCAGAAAGGAUUUAUAAACACAGCAUUGUAGCCUUUCCUUUCAGUCUGUCUGGAUCCCUGCUCCGGUGCACAGGUCUCUAGCAAUGGCUUUCUGGACGGCAGUUCUCGGUGCGCUGUUAGCCUCCAUUCUCGGUGGGCUGUAUCUCCUGGGAGCGUUUCGAAGGAGGAGACCCAUGGAGCCACCACUGGAUAAAGGCCGCAUUCCGUGGCUGGGGUACGCACUGGAUUUCAGAAAGAACAGUGCAGAAUUCCUGAAAAAGAUGCAGAGGCGACACGGGGACAUUUUCACGGUGCUGAUUGGAGGCUACUACUUCACCUUCCUAAUGGAUCCCCUCUCUUUUGGAGCCAUAGUGAAGGCACCAAGAGCCAAACUCGACUUCGAGGCAUUUGCAGUAGAACUGGUCACCAGAGUUUUUGGGUAUCACCCGUGUAAAAAUGACCACAAGAUUAUUCAGGUGUCAAGCACAAAACACCUCAUGGGAGAUGGGCUGGUGGUCAUGACUCAGGCCAUGAUGGAGAAUUUGCAGACCCUCAUGUUUCACAACAGGGACUCAGGAGAAGAGAGACCCUGGCAGCAGGAUGGGCUCUUCCACUACAGCUACAACAUUGUCUUCAGAGCUGGCUACCUGGCUUUGUUUGGAAACGAGCCAGGCACAGGCACACCGAGUGAGGAGAAAGCCAAGAAGCGUGAUCUCAUCCAGUCCGAAGAGCUGUUUGAUGAGUUCCGGAAGUAUGACCGCCUCUUCCCCCGCCUGGCCUACGCCGUGCUGCCCCCAAGGGAUAAAAUGGAAGCGGAGAGGCUGAAGAGGCUCUUCUGGAAGGUGCUUUCUGUGAAGAACAGCCGUGAGAAGGAUAACAUCAGCGGGUGGAUAAGCGACCAAGAACAAUUCCUGGCAGAGCUUGGGGUGCCCGAGUACAUGCGGGAUCGGUUCAUGUUUCUUCUUCUCUGGGCAGCCCAAGGCAACACGGGCCCAAGCUCUUUCUGGCUUCUCUUGUAUCUUAUGAAGCAUCCCGAAGCAAUGCAGGCUGUGAGGGAAGAAGUGGACAAAGUUUUAGCAGAGGCUGGUCAGGAAGUGAAGCCAGGCAGCCCUGUGGUUAACAUCACCAGGGACAUGUUAAUGAAAACUCCUGUUCUGGACAGUGCAGUGGAGGAGACCCUGCGCCUGACAGCAGCUCCCAUUCUGAUCAGAGCAGUGGUUGAGGAUCUGAAUCUCAAGAUGGCCAAUGGCAGGGAAUACACCCUCCGCAAAGGGGACAGGGUAGCCCUGUUUCCCUACGUUGCAGUGCAGACGGACCCCGAAGUCCAUCCUGAGCCUCACACCUUCAAAUACGACCGGUUCCUGAACCAAGAUGGCACCAAAAAAGAUUUCUACAAGAAUGGGAAAAAGCUGAAAUACUUUAACAUGCCCUGGGGGGCAGGAACCUCAAUCUGUCCUGGACGGUUCUUUGCUGUCAAUGAAAUAAAACUGUUUGUGUUCCUGAUGUUGUCUUACUACGACUUGGAGCUAGUUAACGAGAAAGAAGAGAUCCCUCCGAUAGACGUGAGCCGAUGGGGAUUUGGUUCGAUGCAGCCCACUCACGAUGUCCAGUUUAAAUAUCGUCUACGUAUUUAAUGUGAAAACGUGACCCCCUUCUGCUGCAGCCCUGCUGUGUACUGGCUCCUUAAUUCAGUCAAGAGGGAUUGAUUUGUCGAGUUGAAUUGCAGUAAAAGUUACAGAAGAGAUUGGUCUGUGUAAAGUUCUUCCAUAUGUGUCAUAGCCUGUUAGAUGGUUGUUAUGACAUUUCUGUUUAUCAGGCAACACAGCACUGCUCAGAACGUUAAUGUUUAAUCUACAUGUUGCUCUUAUCUUGGAACUCUUAGACUCACUGCAGCAAUUCCCCUAUCUCCUGUUCCAGAAUUGUAGGGAGCUGUGUAAGCAAAUGCCUGCUGACGUGCAAAGAAAACAAGAGUGUUAGUGUAUUUCCUGAAGGAAAAUAGGAACAGGGAGCGUUUCCUUAACAUGGAUUUAUGGGUUUUUAUUUCUUCCACUCUUCUUACUGUAAAUCUGAAAUGUUUGACUGCAUUUAGAAAUAUAUUGAAUGGUCAUAGGACAAAUACAUUCUUUAUACAGGGGUUAGGAGCAAGGAUUCUGGGGAUUAAUUUCAAAUUGUGGUGACAGGAAUCCUGGUGCACUUUGCUAAAUUUUAUUUUUAUUAAAAGAAUGCUGUCAGCCUA
Molecule: messenger RNA, 2255 nt
Organism: Mauremys mutica (yellowpond turtle)
Lineage: Eukaryota; Metazoa; Chordata; Testudines; Geoemydidae
Product: 5-beta-cholestane-3-alpha,7-alpha-diol 12-alpha-hydroxylase
Exons: 1
Coding region: 124-1653 (509 amino acids)
Molecular function (GO): sterol 12-alpha-hydroxylase activity; heme binding; iron ion binding
Source: RefSeq, a predicted model, not a curated record